This is a messenger RNA of Bursaphelenchus okinawaensis, 646 nucleotides long. NCBI's taxonomy places the organism in Eukaryota, Metazoa, Nematoda, Chromadorea, Rhabditida, Aphelenchoididae. The record is from the annotation of a GenBank genome assembly.
AUGUCAGCCUGGUCUAAAAUUCGAUCUCAGUUUACGUUAAAACGAGCCAAGUUCCUAGUCUACUUCUACUCUACCUGUUAUGUUAUCAAUAAGCACUUCGGAGAGCUGAUUAUUUGUCGCGGCAACUCUAUGUUACCAACCUUAAAGGACGGCGAUUGGGUGAUCGGAGAGAGGUUUACUGUAGCCAAAGGACAGCUCAAGAUCGGGGAUAUCGUAUGUUCAUUAAGUCCAGUAGACCCAAGAGUUUUACUCUGUAAAAGAAUAGCUUUUAUGGGCGCUGAUAAGGUAGGUGGCUUUUAUAUUAUAGUAUCUAGUCUAAUAUUGCAGUACUUGGCAGUUUUGUGAUUGAGGUCUCUUUUAAAAGUAUUUUAUUGUUUUAUCACUGACAUUCAUAUUCAUUGAUAUACUGAAGUAAUCUUCUUAUAAUACUCAUAUCCACCUUCAGAUCGAGGUAGACCAAGAAUACGAAGCCCCAUUAAAGAGAGUACCUCUAGGCCAUUGUUAUCUGCUAGGAGACAACUCAGCCGAAUCUCAAGACUCUCGACACAUUGGACCAGUACCAGUAGGCCUAGUUCAAGUAAAGCUAUCUGCCAGAGUUUGGCCGCCAAGUCGAAUCGGCUGGAUAGAACAUCACGGAUCUCAGUAG